GCAGGUGCUGGAAUGGAAUAGCAUCCCAUUGACUGGAAAAACUUAUGAAGAAGUCCAAAGUAUUAUUAUUCAACAGAGUGGGGAAGCAGAAAUAUGUGUAAGACUGGACCUCAACAUGCUUUCAGAUUCUGAGAAUCCUCAGCACCUGGAACUCCAUGACCCAGUGAAGGCGGAUAAAGCAAAGUCCCCAGGAGUUGAUCCUAAGCAACUGGCUGCAGAGCUCCAAAAGGUUUCUCUACAGCAGGCCCCCUUGCUUGCUUCCUCAGGAGUGGAAAAGGGUUCUCAUGUCCACUCUGGAACCACUUCUGCUGCCUCCAGCGCUGUUCCUAGCCCUGGCCAGCCUGGUUCUCCCUCAGUGAGCAAAAAGCGGCAUAGCAGUAAGCCUGCUGAAGCUACAAAGUCUGCUUCCCAUCCAAUCACUGGAGAAAUUCAGCUUCAAGUCAACUAUGACAAACACCUUGGCAACCUUAUCAUCCACAUCCUUCAAGCAAGAAACCUGGCUCCCCGAGACAACAACGGCUAUUCUGACCCUUUUGUUAAAGUUUACCUUCUGCCAGGAAGAGGACAAGUCAUGGUUGUCCAAAAUGCAAGUGCUGAGUACAAGCGGAGGACUAAAUAUGUGCAGAAGAGCUUGAAUCCUGAGUGGAAUCAGACAGUCAUUUAUAAGAAUAUCUCCAUGGAGCAGCUGAAAAAGAAAACACUGGAAGUGACUGUCUGGGAUUAUGAUAGAUUCUCCUCAAACGACUUUCUUGGUGAAGUAUUGAUUGAGUUAUCCAGCAUCUCUCAGCUUGACAACACUCCUCGGUGGUACCCUCUGAAAGAGCAGAGUGAAAACAUUGAUCAUGGGAAAACUCACUCUGGACAGAGUAGCCAACAAUCUCCAAAACCUUCAGUCAUCAAGAGCAGAAGUCAUGGAAUCUUCCCGGAUCCCUCCAAGGACAUGCAGGUGCCCACCAUAGAGAAAUCUCACAGCAGUCCAGGAAGCUCCAAAUCUUCCUCUGAAGGACAUCUACGCUCUCACGGGCCAUCCCGCAGCCAAAGCAAAACCAGCGUCACUCAAACGCACCUUGAAGACGCUGGGGCAGCCAUCGCCGCUGCUGAAGCAGCUGUCCAACAGCUUCGCCUUCAACCAACAAGGUCUACUAACCAUCGACCUGCAGAAAGCUCUGUCUCCACUGGCUCGUCAGCCAGUAGUUUUGGCAGUGGAUACAGCAUGGAUAGUGAAGGCAGCAGCAGUACCACAGGAGAGAAUAACCUAUUUCCCAUCCCAAGAAUUGGGAAGAUGAGCCAGAAUGGACAAGAACCAGUAAAGCAGUCAGGAGUGGGAUUAACCGAUGCAGAAGGUAAAACACAGGUUAUGGGUGAAAUCAAGAUUGCAUUAAAGAAGGAAAUGAAAACAGAUGGAGAACAACUGAUAGUAGAAAUCCUUCAGUGCAGAAAUAUCACAUACAAAUUUAAAUCUCCAGACCAUCUCCCAGACCUGUAUGUAAAGCUGUACGUUGUCAAUAUCUCGACCCAAAAGCGAGUAAUUAAGAAGAAAACCAGAGUUUGCAGACAUGAUCGAGAGCCUUCAUUCAAUGAAACAUUUAGAUUUAGUUUGAGUCCUGCUGGGCAUUCUCUUCAGAUUCUGCUUGUCUCCAACGGAGGGAAGUUUGUGAAAAAGACACUGAUUGGGGAAGCGUAUAUCUGGCUUGACAAAGUGGAUCUAAGGAAAAGAAUAGUAAACUGGCACAAAUUGUUGGUCAGCUCCACACAGACACACUGAGUGGAGCGGUCUGCUUAGGGCACAAAACCUGCAGAGUCUGCUAUAAACAGCAUCACUCCAAGACUCUAGUUUGAUAUCAUUGUGUUUAGCUAGUCUUUCAGAAAACGAAGUAGAAAAGAGCAGUCUCUGAGCUACACAG
Tinamus guttatus (white-throated tinamou) is the source of this 1904-nucleotide messenger RNA. The record is from RefSeq and is a predicted model, not a curated record. Lineage: Eukaryota; Metazoa; Chordata; Aves; Tinamiformes; Tinamidae.